Molecule: messenger RNA, 1062 nt
Organism: Saxophila tyrrhenica
Lineage: Eukaryota; Fungi; Ascomycota; Dothideomycetes; Mycosphaerellales; Extremaceae
Exons: 4
Coding region: 1-1062 (353 amino acids)
Source: RefSeq, a predicted model, not a curated record
AUGGCUAGCAUUGGGAAUCUAACCAUCGAAGAGCUGACUCUUCCACCGCUGAGCCCACUCACCAACGGUCCAUACCAAGAGUCACACACAAGAGAGCGCGACAAAAUGAUAUUGGAAUGCUCGAACUGGCGUAAAGCCUACCGCCUGCUACAGCAGAUAUCCCCAGUGGAUAAUGACAUCAAACAAAAGCGGAUAGACCAUUCCGAGCAACGUGAUGUGCUCCUCGUCCGCGCCGACGAGAUGGCGUGCGAGCUCUCGCGAGCCAAUGGCUGCGACAGCUAUCUCACCAUGUGGAAGGCUAUCGAAGGAUCGAAAGAAGAGCAAGUAUACCAGUACAUGGGUAUUCGAGUCCUGAUGUCGAUGGCUGCUGUCGUUGAGAUCUUCUCCAUCUACGAAUACCUUGACAUCGCGAUGGGAAGAAACAUCCCACAUGCACAGUCACCAAAGCCAGAAGACCCGGCAAAAAGUCUCAACGCAAAGGAUGCUGGGCCCGGCGACAAACAAGACAACGAGGAACACAGCGGUGAGGACGUGGCUGCGUCCGAUCAACCGAUGCCUACACCAGAGCAGCAGUCUGAUCUGCCGGAGGAGGCUGUCAAGCCGACCAUCGACUAUAGCUACAUGAUCGAGUGCGUUGCAAAUCACGACGCCUCUGCCUUCUACGAUCUGUUCAUCAAAACAACCAAAUCAAGCAACUGGUCUGAACAGCGUACAAAGUAUAUCCGAUGCAUCAUCGUCCGCGAGUUCGCAGACAUCUUCUUGCUCCGCCCACUGGUUAUGACCACCGAGAGGAUGCUGGGAAAGAUGCGCACAAAGAUGAGCCCUGAGGAAGUAAGGUCCGCGGACGUGGAAGCUGACAGGCUGUUUGCUUCCUUCAACCCUGGAGUCCAGGGGCACAAAGACUCACGGACCCGUAAUUCUAUGCAACCGAACGGCCAUGCAUUCUCAAUCGAAGAUAUGUAUGCGAUGAGCCGAAGAUGGGGAUUGCCGUCGAUUAACGUCAAGGCAGAUCACAAUAGGUUGGCGAAGGUGUGUCUGGAGCGGGAGGGCUAUGUGUCCUAA